CGAACUUAUCAGUUCGGUUAAUAGAUAUCAUAUUUAGUGUUAUUGGUUAUCGGAUACCUGAACCCAUAAUGUUAACGGUACAGGUACUCGACCCAUGCUCAGUAUUGCUCACCCUAGUAGUGCUUCGGUGUUUCCUAAUAAAUUAUUAAAAAAAAAAAAAGAAAAACGAACUUCGUAAAAAACAGGAAACAAUGGAAAAUUCUGAGCUUAUCGCCCGCCAUCUGCAAAAAAAUGCAAUUUACAAAAUGGUUUUCUCUUUCCUUUGCUUACGUCCUCGCUUACACACACACAUCUAAUCUCUCUCAUUCGAUGCCCCAAUUUCUGAAUUUUUUUUAUCAUAAAAUAAACCCCACCAUUUUUAUGGUGAUAAAGAGGAAAACUUUCACAGAAGAAAGAGGUAAAAACAAAUGGGGUGGAAUGGAAUUCUGGGUUUUGACUAUGGAAUUGUGCAGGCCCCACUUGGUCCCGACAUUUCUGGUCCAGAACUUGUUGCUGCGGUUGCUAAUGCUGGUGCAAUUGGCCUUCUUCGAGCCCCUGAUUGGGAAUGCCCAGAUUAUGUAAGGGGGAUGAUAAGGAAGACUCGGACCUUGACUGACAAACCCUUUGGCAUUGGCGUUGUUUUGGCAUUUCCUCAUAAAGAAAAUGUGAAAGCUAUACUUGAGGAGAAAGUGGCUGUACUGCAAUUAUAUUGGGGUGAAGUAUCUGAAGAGCUUGUUCAUAGAGCUCAUGACGCUGGUGUCAAAGUUGUUCUCCAAGUUGGGAGUAUUGAAGCAGCAGAAAAGGCCAUUGAUGUUGGAGUAGAUGCAAUCAUUGUACAAGGACGUGAAGCAGGUGGGCAUGUGAUAGAUCAGGAAGGGUUAAUUGCUUUGGUGCCUAGAGUAGUUGACCUGAUCGGGGAACGAGAUAUUUCGGUAAUUGCUGCAGGUGGCAUUGUGGAUGCGCGUGGUUAUGUUGCUGCUUUGGCCCUUGGGGCACGAGGUGUUGCCCUUGGCACUAGGUUUCUCGCAACUGAAGAAAGUUAUGCUCAUCCUGUGUACAAGAGGAAGUUAAUUGAAUGUUCCAAAACUGAGUAUACUAAUGUAUUUGGUCGUGCAAGAUGGCCUGGAGCACCACAACGCGUCUUAUUAACUCCAUUCUUUAGUGACUGGAGAUCUCUUCCUGAGAAUGAAGAUGAGACAAACCAGCCUGUCAUUGGGCGCUCAACAAUUCAUGGAGUGGAAAAGGAGGUAAGGCGUUUUGCAGGAACUGUGCCUAACAAAACAACGACAGGUGAUAUCGAGAGUAUGGGGAUGUAUGCAGGGCAAGGUGUCGGCCUCAUCAAGGAAAUUCUACCUGCUGGGGAAGUUGUGAAGAAGAUUGUUGAAGAAGCUCAGUUGUUGAUACAACAGAAGUUUAAGGAUGUUUGAGUUUCAAGUGGGAGAAAGAAAAGGUGAGGGGUUAAGCAGAUGUUUGUCUGACUGUCUGACUGAUGAGGUUAGAAAUCUCAAACUUCAGGCUGUAUUGAGUAGGAAUUGAAUAAACUUGUUUUUUUAAGUCUUAGGAAUUGGAGAAAUGGUAUCAUCUGUUAUUCUUGUC
Chenopodium quinoa (quinoa) is the source of this 1575-nucleotide messenger RNA. RefSeq names its product probable nitronate monooxygenase. The record is from RefSeq and is a predicted model, not a curated record. Gene Ontology annotation, molecular function: nitronate monooxygenase activity. NCBI's taxonomy places the organism in Eukaryota, Viridiplantae, Streptophyta, Magnoliopsida, Caryophyllales, Amaranthaceae.